Messenger RNA from Pan troglodytes (chimpanzee), 2074 nucleotides. RefSeq names its product glutaminyl-tRNA amidotransferase subunit QRSL1 (gene QRSL1). Gene Ontology annotation, cellular component: glutamyl-tRNA(Gln) amidotransferase complex; mitochondrion. The record is from RefSeq and is a predicted model, not a curated record. Gene Ontology annotation, biological process: mitochondrial translation; glutaminyl-tRNAGln biosynthesis via transamidation. The coding region runs from base 133 to 1719 and encodes 528 amino acids. NCBI's taxonomy places the organism in Eukaryota, Metazoa, Chordata, Mammalia, Primates, Hominidae. The transcript is spliced from 11 exons. Gene Ontology annotation, molecular function: glutaminyl-tRNA synthase (glutamine-hydrolyzing) activity.
AUCCAAGUACUCGGUGUUGAAGGGCUCAGUGACAAUUAAAGAUGGCUGCGCCCAUGUAACAUCACUAGCGACCGGUGACCUCUUUUUCCCCCCUUGCCUGGCUCCUGUGGUGGCAGGCUGGGCACGAGGACCAUGCUGGGCCGGAGCCUCCGAGAAGUUUCUGCGGCACUGAAACAAGGCCAAAUUACACCAACAGAGCUCUGUCAAAAAUGUCUCUCUCUUAUCAAGAAGACCAAGUUUCUAAAUGCCUACAUUACUGUGUCAGAAGAGGUGGCCUUAAAACAAGCUGAAGAAUCAGAAAAGAGAUAUAAGAAUGGACAGUCACUUGGGGAUUUAGAUGGAAUUCCUAUUGCAGUAAAAGACAACUUCAGCACUUCUGGCAUUGAGACAACAUGUGCAUCAAAUAUGCUGAAAGGUUAUAUACCACCUUAUAAUGCUACAGUAGUUCAGAAGUUGUUGGAUCAGGGAGCUCUACUAAUGGGAAAAACAAAUUUAGAUGAGUUUGCUAUGGGAUCUGGGAGCACAGAUGGUGUAUUCGGACCAGUUAAAAACCCCUGGAGUUAUUCAAAACAAUAUAGAGAAAAGAGGAAGCAGAAUCCCCACAGCGAGAAUGAAGAUUCAGACUGGCUGAUAACUGGAGGAAGCUCAGGUGGGAGUGCAGCUGCUGUAUCGGCGUUCACAUGCUACGCGGCUUUAGGAUCAGAUACAGGAGGAUCGACCAGAAAUCCUGCUGCCCACUGUGGGCUUGUUGGUUUCAAACCAAGCUAUGGCUUAGUUUCCCGUCAUGGUCUCAUUCCCCUGGUGAAUUCGAUGGAUGUGCCAGGAAUCUUAACCAGAUGUGUGGAUGAUGCAGCAAUUGUGUUGGGUGCACUGGCUGGACCUGACCCCAGGGACUCUACCACAGUACAUGAACCUAUUAAUAAACCAUUCAUGCUUCCCAGUUUGGCAGAUGUGAGCAAACUAUGUAUAGGAAUUCCAAAGGAAUAUCUUGUACCGGAAUUAUCAAGUGAAGUACAGUCUCUUUGGUCCAAAGCUGCUGACCUCUUUGAGUCUGAGGGGGCCAAAGUAAUUGAAGUAUCCCUUCCUCACACCAGUUAUUCAAUUGUCUGCUACCAUGUAUUGUGCACAUCAGAAGUGGCAUCGAAUAUGGCAAGAUUUGAUGGGCUACAAUAUGGUCACAGAUGUGACAUUGAUGUGUCCACUGAAGCCAUGUAUGCUGCAACCAGACGAGAAGGGUUUAAUGAUGUGGUGAGAGGAAGAAUUCUCUCAGGAAACUUUUUCUUAUUGAAAGAAAACUAUGAAAAUUAUUUUGUCAAAGCACAGAAAGUGAGACGCCUCAUUGCUAAUGACUUUGUAAAUGCUUUUAACUCUGGAGUAGAUGUCUUGCUAACUCCCACCACCUUGAGUGAGGCAGUACCAUACCUGGAGUUCAUCAAAGAGGACAACAGAACCCGAAGUGCCCAGGAUGAUAUUUUUACACAAGCUGUAAAUAUGGCAGGAUUGCCAGCAGUGAGUAUCCCUGUUGCACUCUCAAACCAACGGUUGCCAAUAGGACUGCAGUUUAUUGGACGUGCGUUUUGUGACCAGCAGCUUCUUACAGUAGCCAAAUGGUUUGAAAAACAAGUACAGUUUCCUGUUAUUCAACUUCAAGAACUCAUGGAUGAUUGUUCAGCCGUCCUUGAAAAUGAAAAGUUAGCCUCUGUCUCUCUAAAACAGUAAACAUAUCUUACAAAUUAAAAUGACUUUUAGGCUGGGUGCAGUGGCUCACACCUGUAAUCCCAGCACUUUGGGAGGCCAAGGCGAGCGGAUCAUGAGGUCAGAAGAUCUAGAACAGCCUGGUCAACAUGGUGAAACCCCGUCUCUACUAAAAAUACAAAACUUAGCCAGGCUUAGUGGCGGGCGUCUGUAGUCCCAGCUACUCAGGAGGCUGAGGCAGGAGAAUCACUUGAACCCCGGAGGUGGAGGUUGCAGUGAGCCGAGAUCAUGCCACUGCACUGCACUCCAGCCUGGGUGACAAAGCAAGACUGUGUCUCAAAAUAAAUAAAAUAAAAUAAAAUGAUGUUCAGAGAUUCUA